Messenger RNA from Scheffersomyces amazonensis, 1226 nucleotides. RefSeq names its product H(+)-transporting V0 sector ATPase subunit d. Gene Ontology annotation, molecular function: proton-transporting ATPase activity, rotational mechanism. The coding region runs from base 119 to 1177 and encodes 352 amino acids. Gene Ontology annotation, biological process: proton transmembrane transport; vacuolar transport; vacuolar acidification. The transcript has a single exon. Gene Ontology annotation, cellular component: proton-transporting V-type ATPase, V0 domain; vacuolar proton-transporting V-type ATPase complex; fungal-type vacuole membrane. The record is from RefSeq and is a predicted model, not a curated record. Lineage: Eukaryota; Fungi; Ascomycota; Pichiomycetes; Serinales; Debaryomycetaceae.
CAUAAUUUUGUUCGAUAAAGGGACUUCGAGGAAGAGACUUAAGUUAAGUCAAGUUAAUUUUAUUUUAUAGUUUAAUUAUAUUGGUUCAAUUAAUUGAUAGAAAAAUAAUAGUGCUAAGAUGGAAGGGUUAUUUUUCAAUGUUAAUUAUGGAUAUGUUGAAGGAAUAGUUCGAGGUUAUAAGAGUGCAUUAUUAAGUUCUAAUCAAUAUGUUAAUCUUACUCAAUGUGAUAAUUUAGAAGAUUUAAAAUUACAAUUAUCUUCAACCGAUUAUGGGAAUUUUUUAGCAUCUUAUUCAGGAAUUUUAAGUACAAGUAUUAUUCAAGAUAAUUUAUCAAAAAAAUUAUAUCAACAAUUUCAAUAUUUAAAAUCCAAUUCAAGUGGGAAAUUAACUAAAUUUUUAGAUUAUAUUAGUUAUGGUUAUAUGAUUGAUAAUGUUUCAUUAAUGAUUACUGGAACAUUACAUGAAAGAGAUAGAUCGGAAAUUUUAUCUAAAUGUCAUCCAUUAGGUUGGUUUGAUACUUUACCAACUUUAUCAAUUGCAACUGAUAUUGAAAGUCUUUAUAAUACCGUAUUAAUUGAUACACCAUUAGCACCAUUUUUUAAAAAUUGUUUAACAGCUGAAGAUUUAGAUGAUUUAAAUAUUGAAAUUAUUAGAAAUAGAUUAUAUAAAAAUUAUUUGGAAUCAUUUGUUGAAUUUAUUGAACAAGAAUUUACAAAUCCUGAUCAAGAAAUUAUGUUAAGAUUAUUAAAUUUUGAAGCUGAUAAAAGAGUUAUUAAUAUUUCAUUAAAUUCUUUAAAUAAUCCUGAUUUAACUACAGAAAAUAAACUUUCUUUAUUACCAAAUUAUGGAAAAUUAUAUCCAACUUAUCAUAAUGAAUUAGCUCAAGUUGAUGAUUUUGAACAAUUAAAAUCAAUUGUUGAAAAUAUUGGAGAAUAUAAAGAUAUAUUUAGUGAUGGUGAUAAUGGUUCUGGUAGUGGACCAAAGAAUUUGGAAGAUUGGUUUUAUUUAUUAGAAAUGCAAUAUUGUAAAAAUGCAUUCACUCAACAAUUUACUUUAUCGACUGUUUGGGCUUGGUUAAGAUCUAAAGAACAAGAAAUUAGAAAUGUUACAUGGAUUGCUGAAUGUAUAGCUCAAAAUCAAAAAAACAGAAUCGAUAAUUAUAUAUCUGUUUAUUAAUUCUAUCCAAUUUAUUUCUUCAUAUUAGUUGUUUCUUAUAAGUAUAAAA